UCGGAAGAGCUGGACUGCUUACAAUGCCUCUUCUACUCACUCCGAUGCCAAAAAUCCCUCGUGAAGAUCAUCAACCAUGGAAGUGGGCUCUGCACCAUCGCGUCGAGCAUCAUGUCCAACUGCAGCAAGUCUCGGAAGCUGGCUCUAGAGCUCUUGACAAAGACGUGCGAGGACCACCCUACUGGUCACGUGAAGGUGCUCGAGGCGAUGUCGUCGGUGCGACUGAUCUUCGGGGAGCCCGUGCGCUUCAAGUUCCUCGUCUCCAUGCUGCUGGGGGGAGGCAAGAUGACCGCCGGAUUCGAGUUCUCUGCGAUGUACUUCUUCAACAUCCUGCUGUCCAACAGCAAGACACCGUCCGAGCGAGUACGCCUGCAGAGUGAACUCGAAGAGGCCGGCUUCGACGUCGCCGUCCUCGAAAAGAACCUCCACGAGAAGGGUGUUCCUUCGACGGACGGCGUGUGGGAGGAGAUUGGCCGCUGGAAGCGCAACUACCUCGACGUCAGCACAGCCCUCAACGAGCACAAACGUGUGGGCAACGAGAACGGCAAGCUGCGCACCGAGGUGGAACUUCUCAGGCGUGCCCUCAGAAAGCUGGAAGAAGACAAGAUGAACCUGAUCCAAGUUGAACGAGAGCUCAAGGAGAAGUGCGAAGACCUGAAGCAAGAGGUGCUGACCCUCAAGAAGGUGAUCGAGGAACCAAAG
Messenger RNA from Rhipicephalus sanguineus (brown dog tick), 702 nucleotides. It is a transcript of the gene mwh, whose product is annotated as formin-F-like. Gene Ontology annotation, cellular component: cytosol. The record is from RefSeq and is a predicted model, not a curated record. NCBI's taxonomy places the organism in Eukaryota, Metazoa, Arthropoda, Arachnida, Ixodida, Ixodidae. The annotation marks the transcript as partial. Gene Ontology annotation, molecular function: actin filament binding. Gene Ontology annotation, biological process: cortical actin cytoskeleton organization; cell migration; regulation of cell shape. The transcript has 7 exons.